UGAACAAGGCGGUUUUGAGAUAAAUUCUAAGAACAAACGUGGUGGGAAAGGUGACAAGUCUAAAUGAAAAAUAGGAUGGAUUGUGAGGAAAACGUUGGGAAUGAAUCGCUAGUUCUGAUAAAACAAGGAGCAGAAGCUAGGGUAUUGGAGUCUACAUUUUCUGGAAGAAGAUCCAUUGUGAAAGAACGUUUCUCGAAGAAAUAUCGCCACCCGAUUUUGGAUGCCAAACUCACACUCAAACGCUUGUAUGACAAAGGCAAGAAAGCUAGGGGUUUGUACUCCAGUCAUCUAUGCUGUGGAUACUCUGCUUCACUCUUUAACACUUGAGUACAUUGAGGGCGUCUCUGUUAAAGACAUUCUCCUUGACUUUUGGGGCGAAUGGGGUUGUUGAGGAACGGUUAGAUGAUGUUGCUACUCAGAUUGGGACGGCCAUCGCUAAGCUCCAUGAUGGUGGCUUGGCUCACGGUGAUUUGACCACAUCAAAUAUGUUAGUCAGAAGUGGAACAAAUCAGGCUGAUUUAAUCAGCUGGUACUAAUCGAUUUUGGCUUGAGUGUCACAUCGACCUUGCCUGAAGACAGAGCUGUUGAUCUAAAUAUAUACCUUGCCUGAAGACAAAGCUGUUGAUCUAAAUAUAUACCUUGCCUGAAGACAAAGCUGUUACUCUCAAUGCAUUCUUCAUGCGGGAAUGUGAUGGAUCGUAUACUGACAGCGUAUAGGAACUCCUCAAAGCAAUGGUCCGCCACAUUUAACAAGCUCGCCCAAGUGCGGCAACGAGGGAGAAAGCGGACUAUGAUUGGAUGUGGCCAUGAGCCAAGAUCUCCAAUUGUCCUGUCCUUAAAACUUUGAGCACAAAGCCACCCAAAUUCUGCUAUAUGAUCGAAUAGAGGUGGGAAGACACCAUGCCUUGGAUGUCUAAACACAUGUAACACUGCCUUGUAUCAUUUUUCGAUUGCUAUCCAAGGUUGAAGGAUGAUAUGUGAUGUGUGAUCGCUUUUUCAAUUAUAUCAGAAAACAAUGCAGAAAAUAAGAAAAGGAAGAUUUCAUUC
Arabidopsis thaliana (thale cress) is the source of this 1047-nucleotide messenger RNA. Its product is annotated as TP53-regulating kinase-like protein. The transcript has a single exon. Gene Ontology annotation, molecular function: protein serine/threonine kinase activity. The record is from RefSeq and is marked reviewed. The coding region runs from base 64 to 327 and encodes 87 amino acids. Lineage: Eukaryota; Viridiplantae; Streptophyta; Magnoliopsida; Brassicales; Brassicaceae.